CCGGCGGCCCACCAAAAGCCCCGGACGCAACCCACGAAAACUAGGGCUUUGCACAGGGUUUAGCGGCGAUCUCUCCCCCUCUUCCUCUCGUCGACGCGCAUCCAUGGCGGCCGCCACUUCCUCCUCCCUCCUCGGCCGCCGCUUCCUCCUCCUCUCCCGCCGCUUCGUCGCUUCUCCUCUCCGCUCCUUGUCCACCACCGCGCCCCCGUCCUCACACUCGGCCGCGGGAUCCGAUGCCGAGCCCGACCCUGAGCCACCCGCCGAUCAGGGUAAUCAGUACCGGAGCCAGCCGAGGCCUCCCAUCACCACCCGCCCUCUCGAGAAUGGCCUCGACCACGGCAUCUACAAGGCUAUAAUGGUGGGAAAGGUGGGUCAAGAGCCUGUGCAGAAACGGCUGCGGAGUGGGAAGACCGUCGUGCUGUUCUCGCUGGGCACCGGCGGCAUCCGCAACAACCGCCGCCCGUUGGACAACGAGGAGCCGCACCAGUACGCGGAACGCAGCUCCGUGCAGUGGCACCGCGUAUGCAUCUACCCAGACAGGCUGGGUAGCCUCGCGCUGAAGCAUGUCAAGACCGGAUCUGUUCUCUAUUUGGAAGGAAAUAUUGAGACAAAGGUGUUCUCCGAUCCUAUAACUGGGCUCGUUAGACGUAUAAGAGAAAUAGCUGUUCGAGGAAAUGGUCGGUUUCUGUUUCUUGGUAACGAUGGGAAUGGCCCCAAGAUAGGUGAAGUGAAGGGCGUUGGGUACUUCUGAAAGUUGGGUCCAACAGAAUCCAUUUGAGAACUGAGACUGAGGUACUGGACGUGUGCUACACUUUGGAAUAUUGUCAACAUCUUAGCAUUGGACAAAUAAUGGUAUGUUGUUGCCGCAGUUUAUUAGUUUCCCCUUGCCUAGUCACAUUCCUGUCUUCAUUAAGCUUUCAACGCCAUUGUAGAUGCCAUGUAAUUGACAAGUGUCUGACUUGCACGGUUUAACUCUGGUUGGAGUACAAUGCAUGCUCUUAUGGAGA
This is a messenger RNA of Triticum urartu, 1007 nucleotides long. The record is from RefSeq and is a predicted model, not a curated record. NCBI's taxonomy places the organism in Eukaryota, Viridiplantae, Streptophyta, Magnoliopsida, Poales, Poaceae.